GGAGGUCACAUGAUGUGUAGACGCGUCGCGCCGGUGACGUACGUGGUGUGGGAUAUUCCGUAUGACCUCAUAGAGAGCGGCCGUGACGCGGGGCUGAACCAGGGGCGACUUAUAUGUUGGCGAGCAGACACAGUAGGAGCUUCGUGGAAGUAACGCAGCCCUCCACCUAUGAAACAUUUCGGCGGCCACGUGUAGCAUUUUGAUGCCUGCCUCUGAGCCCCUCCCCCACAGCCACUAUGCCUGCAGCAACAGUGGACCACAGCCAGCGCAUCUGCGAGGUCUGGGCCUGCAACCUGGAUGAACAGAUGAAGCGAAUCCGUCAAGUUAUACGCAAGUAUAAUUAUGUUGCAAUGGACACAGAAUUUCCAGGGGUAGUUGCGAGACCGAUAGGAGAGUUCAGGAGCAACGCUGACUAUCAGUACCAACUAUUACGCUGUAACGUGGACUUACUGAAGAUCAUUCAGCUCGGCCUCACAUUCAUGAAUGAACAGGGAGAAUACCCGCCCGGGACCUCCACGUGGCAGUUCAACUUUAAGUUUAACCUAACGGAAGACAUGUAUGCACAGGACUCCAUCGAGCUGCUCACUUCAUCUGGGAUCCAGUUUAAGAAACAUGAAGAUGAAGGCAUUGAAACUCACUAUUUUGCAGAGUUGUUCAUGACCUCCGGCGUAGUGCUGUGUGAAGGGGUGAAGUGGCUCUCUUUCCACAGUGGAUAUGAUUUUGGCUAUCUAAUAAAGAUACUGACUAAUUCCAACCUGCCUGAGGUUGAGCUAGACUUCUUUGAAAUUCUUCGAUUAUUUUUUCCUGUGAUCUAUGAUGUCAAAUAUCUCAUGAAAAGCUGCAAAAAUUUAAAGGGUGGAUUACAAGAAGUGGCUGAACAGCUGGAGCUGGAACGGAUAGGACCUCAGCAUCAGGCUGGUUCUGAUUCGUUACUGACCGGAAUGGCAUUCUUCAAGAUGAGAGAGAUGUUCUUUGAAGAUCACAUAGACGACGCCAAGUACUGUGGUCAUUUAUACGGCCUGGGGUCUGGAUCUACCUACGUUCAGAACGGCACUGGGAAUGCAUAUGAAGAAGAGGCCAAUAAGCAGUCAUGACCUGUAGAGGAAAACUAACAUUUUUUUUUAUUGCCAGGCUCAGUCACUUUCUACAUGUCUUAACUCUAAACAUAUUUUUGGCUAUCAACUCGACCAUCUCUCAUAUCCAUUCACUUUCUGUUUUACCACUUGGCCUUUAAACAGAUUGGUUUCUCACUUUUAUGUUUGCCUUAUCUACGCUAGAUCUCUGUGCACUAGCCCAACCUUUUGCCAUGUAAGCCAAUACAACUGGGUAAUCCCAAUUGCUUGAUCCAAGAUUUUUUGAAUAGUUUAACAACCUAUUGACUAAGAACAUAGCACUUCUGUGUAUGACACCGAGUUCAGAUGACUUAUUUCUUGUGCACCCCACCACCACCACCUUUAUAAGCCUUAAAUAGCAAAUCCAUACACUCUUAAUCUUAAGGUCUACACAGUGAUGGGGCUCUACACCCUAAAAGAUGAACAUUUCCUUUGAGGAAGACUGCUAGAUCUCAAGGUGCUGGCAGCGUCUGGUGCUAGGAAUCAUUGAUGCUUGUCCAGCUCUUUGCACUCGUAGGAAACCCUCGACUUUUUAUCCCUAAAUCCAUGUUUACUUGCUACAGUCACCAUUUUUAUUUUUACAAAACAUUAUUUAUUAGGUGCUUGAAGUUUGGAUAUUGAUGAAUUGUUGGGGAGAAAAGCUUCAUGCAUAAAGGAAAGAAAACAAAGU
Molecule: messenger RNA, 1782 nt
Organism: Bufo bufo (common toad)
Lineage: Eukaryota; Metazoa; Chordata; Amphibia; Anura; Bufonidae
Gene: CNOT7
Product: CCR4-NOT transcription complex subunit 7
Exons: 7
Coding region: 237-1094 (285 amino acids)
Cellular component (GO): CCR4-NOT complex; CCR4-NOT core complex; P-body
Molecular function (GO): poly(A)-specific ribonuclease activity; nucleic acid binding
Source: RefSeq, a predicted model, not a curated record